AUGUGCACAAGAGCAGCGCCAUAUUUAGCAACACGCUGUCUAACAAAAUUGGAGGAUGAAUAUCAAGGAAAUUAUUUAUAUGGCGCCACAUCUUUAAAAAAGGAUUUUUAUGUUGACGACGGUCUCAUAGGAGCUGAGACCAUCAACGAAGCGUUACUAAUUCAACAACAAUUAAUAACAAUUCUAGACAAGGCUGGAAUGAAACUAAAAAAAUGGUGUGCAAACAACUCAAAACUUUUACAUGGAAUCGCUCCAAAAGAUCAAGAAGUAAAUGUCAAUUUUGAUUCCAAGGAAACCCAAUUCACAAAGACGUUGGGUGUUUUAUGGUUACCAAAGUCGGAUUCAUUUCGUAUCAAGGUUAACAUUUUAGAGCAUAGUCACACAACAAAACGAUCUAUGAGCUCCGAUUUGGCACACAUAUAUGACCCCUUGGGUCUUAUUGGUCCACUCUUGGUCAUCGGCAAAAUUUUGUUGCAAGGAACAUGGCAGCUAAAACUCGAUUGGGAUGAUGAUCUUCCGUCAGAAAUACGCAAACAAUGGACAUCGUAUAGAGAAGAUCUGGCCUUGUUGGACAAUGCAACAGUUGUGAGGCACGUAUUCAGCAGUCAAGGCUACAGCCAUGUUGAGCUGCAUGCUUUUUGUGACGCCUCAGAAAGGGCUUAUGGUGCAGCAGUAUACAUUAGAACAGUACAAAAGGAUAAAACGAUAAAACUUAAUCUACUAUGCUCCAGAUCUCGUAUAGCACCCAUAAAAUCUCAAACAAUUCCACGACUAGAAUUGUGUGCAGCGUUGCUAGCAGCAGAACUCAUGGGAAGAGUUAAACUUGAUUUAGGCUAUCAAGACAAAGCAGCUUACUUUUGGACAGAUUCACAAAUUGUGCUUUCCUGGAUAAACAAUCAUCCAGGCAAAUUACUUGUUUACGUCGCCCACCGAAUUGUAAAAAUCCUUCGGUUAACAAUUCCAGAACAAUGGCGUCACGUCCCGUCAAAACAAAAUCCGGCAGAUAUCCUGUCAAGAGGGCUUAAACCGCGGGAAUUUUCAUCUUCCUUCAUGUGGUUAUAUGGUCCACUAUUUUUAUAUCAGCCAAAGCCGUUGUGGUCAGCUCCCUUCAAAAGGGAAUUAAUUGUUGAAGAUAACACGGUGGUGUUCGCUUUAUCAACACAACAACCUACUAAUGAGCAUGCAUGGGUCUACUUAAUUCAUUCAAGAAAUUUAUUUACACAUGUCCAAAAAGUUGUUGGAUAUGUACUUCGUUUCACAAAAAACGCACGGAAACCAAAAGAAUCAAAACCAGAGACCAUGCAGCUUUCACCGAUGGAGCUCGACGUAGCACUUAAGGUAAUAAUACGUCAAAUCCAGGCCUCCGAUUUUUCUGAUCUGAGGAAAAUGCUAGUUAAGGACGAAUUUGUGCCAAAAACUCAUAACCUCAGUUCUCUAACUCCGUUCGUAGAUGAAGAAGGGGUAAUACGUGUUGGCGGACGGCUAAGCUCUUCUGCAAUUUAA
Teleopsis dalmanni is the source of this 1503-nucleotide messenger RNA. RefSeq lists its product as uncharacterized. The transcript is spliced from 2 exons. The record is from RefSeq and is a predicted model, not a curated record. The coding region runs from base 1 to 1503 and encodes 500 amino acids. Gene Ontology annotation, molecular function: nucleic acid binding. NCBI's taxonomy places the organism in Eukaryota, Metazoa, Arthropoda, Insecta, Diptera, Diopsidae.